This is a messenger RNA of Chenopodium quinoa (quinoa), 1968 nucleotides long. Its product is annotated as protopanaxadiol 6-hydroxylase-like. Bases 154 to 1566 code for a protein of 470 amino acids. The record is from RefSeq and is a predicted model, not a curated record. The transcript is spliced from 3 exons. Gene Ontology annotation, biological process: sterol metabolic process. Gene Ontology annotation, molecular function: oxidoreductase activity, acting on paired donors, with incorporation or reduction of molecular oxygen; heme binding; iron ion binding. Lineage: Eukaryota; Viridiplantae; Streptophyta; Magnoliopsida; Caryophyllales; Amaranthaceae.
CGUAAAGAAUAUCAAUAUUAUGAAUUAUUAUAUGUUCACAAAUUGAGUAUUAGUACAAAAAUUAAAAUUAAUUCAACAUGAUCUAGUUUAUCUAGUAUACUAAUCCAACUAAAGAUCACCUACACAUAAUCAAAAUUGAAUAACAAGAUCAUAAUGACUUCAAUUAUUUUCUUAGGACUUGUCUUUACAAUUUUCCUUCUCUUCUUUCGCAAGUCUAGGAAGGUCAAGCCUAGCAAAAAUCUUCCUCCGGGUGAAACCGGCUGGCCGAUUCUUGGUGAAACCUUAGAUUAUGUCCGACGCCCUGCUGAAUUUAUACGUGAUCGGAUGGUAAGACACUCUCAUGAUGUCUUCCAAACUUCAUUGGCAGGGGAAAAAAUCGCGGUAUUUUGUGGUCCAUUAGGUAACAAGUUCAUAUAUUCAAAUGAAGAUAAAUUUAAGCCUUGGUUACCUCACACCUUUGUGAAAGCUCUCUCUUUGAAAUCAAUUGAUCGCGAUAUCCCAUCACUUAAAUUAUUCGUUGAGCAAUUACUUAACUUCCUUAAGCUCGAGUCCUUGCAACAAUACGUUCAUGUUAUGGAUUCAAAGACACGCGAUCAUGUAGAGAUGUAUUGGGUGCCUUACGACGAAGUAAAGGUUCAAUUUUUAUCUAAAGAGUUCACCUUUGAACUAAUUUGUCUCUUGUCGUUUAACUUCCAUGAGAUAGAUCAAGUGAAGGAAUUAGCUGAACGUUUUAAUACUUUGGUUAAAGGGCUUUUGUCCGUGCCUGUGAAUUUGCCUGGUACGCAAUACAAUCGGGCUAUGAAGGCGUCGAAAGCUGUCCGAGACAAGCUUAUUGAUUUAAUUAGAAAGAAGAAAUUGGCAUUGUUAGAAAAUGGUAUGCACAAUCGCGAUCAAGAGAUUCAAGACGACCUAUUGACUCGAGUGCUAAGGGCUUCGGAUAAAGAAGGCGUGGCUUUUGAAGACGACGAGUUAGCUGGUCUAAUUCUUGGUGUCUUGUUUGCUGGAUUGUAUACUUCAAGCAGUGCAAUCACAUUUGUUAUUAGUCACCUAGCCGAAUAUCCCCAUGUUUAUGCUAGAGUUUUACAAGAACAAUUGGCGAUUGCGAAAUCAAAAAGGAAAGGGGAGCUAUUAACUUGGAAGGAUAUUCAAAAAAUGAAGUACACUUGGAAUGUGGUAUGUGAAUCUAUGAGACUGAUACCACCGGCACCCGGAGGUUUUAGAGAGGCCAUAACUGACCUCUCUUAUGCCGGCUUCACAAUUCCAAAGGGAUGGAAGGUUCACUGGAAUUUUUAUUCAACUCACAAGGAUCCAAAGUAUUUUCCAAACCCGGAAAAGUUUGAGCCUUCAAGAUUUGAAGCCACAAUGCAGCCUAAUACAUUUGUACCCUUUGGAAAAGGGCAACAUAUGUGUUAUGGUAAUGAGUAUGCUCGAAUUAAGAUCCUUGUAUUUUUGCACAACGUUGUAACUCGAUUUAGAUUGUCCAAAGCUAAUCCUGAUGAGAAAUUAAUCUAUACCCCAGAUCCAGUGUCUGCUGAAGGCCUCCGAAUUCGCCUUCUACCUCAUUAGAAUGAUUAGAAUAUAGAGAGCAGAUAUAAUAACACCAGAUCAAGUUAUAGUGUAUGUAUGUUUUUUUAGAUUGUGUCAUGUUGAAGUAAAACCUUCUAAUUGAUAUCAAGGGGCUCAUUUGUGAUAUAUAAUACUGAAAUAGCUAGCUACUUUACUAAAGCUACUUGUGAGAAAGGUCCUUUUAAAUAGAUGUUCUUGUUGUAGAGGUCUUUUAAUAAUAAUAAUAAUAAAAAAAAUAAAAUAAAAUAAAAAGGUGCCACUAAAAGUCUUUUUAUCGCACUUAGGUUGUGGUGAGGGUCAUUUAACCGGAUUCCGACCAUUGACUUUUUUUUAUCUGGCUAAAAAAAAGUCUCGUGUGUUGCACGUGACCACUUAAAAUCCUUUUCCCCUCUUUUCCCAAUU